UAUUUUUUUGGAAUUUACUGUUUAAAUAAUGAAUCAUGGAUAUCGAUUGAAAUAGAUAAAACUCUUAUCUGCGUCCUGAUGCGUUGACAUGUAUGUAUUUCAAAGGAAGUUAAUCUAGUUGGUCGAGUGUCUUUUAGGCAGGAUUUUAACAGUUUAAUUCAUAAAAAUGGAUGUGCAAAAAAACAAUUGUUUUCUUUUAAGAAAAAUGGUUAUUGAUGUAAUUGUCUUAUGUAUUGUUGGCAUCCCGAUACUGCUUUUCUACUUUAUUGGAUCGGCAAAUGAACGAGGUUUCUUCUGCGACGAUGAAUCUCUGAAGUACAGCCUCAAAAAUUCUACUAUCACGAGUGGUGUGCUGUAUGGCGUCGGAUAUAGUCUACCAAUUUGUAUAAUGUGUUUGACGGAAUGGAUCCGCCUACGCGACUACAAGGGCGGAGAACGUGUCAUUCUGGGCCUGGAGAUACCCGCGUGGGUCUGGGAGUUAUAUCGAUGUGUCGGAGUGUUCCUCUUCGGUUGCGCCUGUCAGCAGCUCACCACGGAUGUCGCCAAAUAUACCGUUGGUAGACUGCGGCCCCACUUCUUUGAAGUAUGCAAUCCUACAAUAGAUUGCUCUCUGCCAGAAAACCGAAAUCGUUACAUCGAGUCCUUCACGUGCUUAGGAACAAAUAAGAAGUUGCUUAAGGAGAUGCGACUCUCUUUCCCCAGUGGACACUCUUCCUUCUCAGUCUUCUCAAUGAUAUUUUUGGCGCUUUACCUACAAGCGCGCUUUACAUGGAAAGGAUCUAAGCUCCUACGACACAUCAUGCAGCUCAUAGUCAUUAUGAUGGCCUGGUACACCUGCCUCUCACGAGUCUCCGACAAUAAACACCACUGGGGUGACGUCCUUGGUGGUUUCCUCAUUGGAUUCUUUUACGCAGUCACCAUAUUUGCAUACCUCUACAAGCCACUGAGCCUCGGCACCCGCUACUCGGCGCUAAUGGAGUCACAAGCACUGCCGCGGCCUAUGAACUGAUAGGCAUACAAUUACAAGAAAUAUGUAACUGAAAAAAAAACACCCUACAAAAUAUCCCUCAAUGAUAAUUACCAAACAUGACAUUCUGACUGCAGAAGGGUCGUUAAGUACGUAAGCAUUUACUGCAAUUUAUCCCCCCUUUCCUCUUGUCGGCAAAAGUAAGCAAGCUCUCAAAAUAAUAGCACCCAUUUUUUAUAGGAAUCCCCGAAAAUGCAUUUCGUUUUCAAGCAUAGACAAUGUGUGGGUAAUAUGUGUAAAAAGUUUAUAAUAACUUUACCUAAUCUUCAAAUAAUCUUCCCUUAAUAGUGCUGAUACUUGAACGGCCCCAGAAGCUUUUAAACACCAACUUUAUAAUGAUUAGGCAGAAAUCUGAUAUCCAUUAUUUGUGUAGCUCCAACAUGACAAACCACAUCAGUUAAGUUUUGGACCAUGGAAACUGCUCACAGCUUUACUUUAGAUCAAAAAAAAAAUUAAUUAAACAGAUAUAGGAAGCCUCUGAAAAGUACUUUAUACGUGACAAACUUUGAAUGUUUUCCUAAUAUUAUAUGUAUCAAGUUAUUACGUUACCUCAUACCAUAAGUAUUAAUUUGUAAAACGAAUUUCAUCUAAUUGCACCGUUCUUGGGCAUUUCUUUUCAUCAUAGCAUCAACAAAAUAUGUCAGAAAGAUGCAGAGAAGGUGCAUCUGAUAGAUUUAGUGAAUAAGUUCAAAUGUAAUUAAAACAAAAUUAAAUAA
Molecule: messenger RNA, 1743 nt
Organism: Pieris rapae (cabbage white)
Lineage: Eukaryota; Metazoa; Arthropoda; Insecta; Lepidoptera; Pieridae
Product: putative phosphatidate phosphatase
Exons: 6
Coding region: 167-1009 (280 amino acids)
Biological process (GO): phospholipid dephosphorylation; signal transduction; phospholipid metabolic process
Molecular function (GO): phosphatidate phosphatase activity
Source: RefSeq, a predicted model, not a curated record